This is a messenger RNA of Triticum urartu, 1563 nucleotides long. Lineage: Eukaryota; Viridiplantae; Streptophyta; Magnoliopsida; Poales; Poaceae. The record is from RefSeq and is a predicted model, not a curated record.
AUGGCCACGAUGGGUGGGGACCGAAGGCAGAUGAUGGAGGAUGCGGCGGAGGACAAGUUUCCCGAAGGGUUACGCGUCCUCGUCGUGGACGACGACCGCGUCUGCCUCAUGGUACUUGAAGCCCUGUUGCGCCGCUGUAAAUACCAACUGAUAUCCGUUGAUUGCGACAAGAAGGUUGUGAUGAAGGGGAUAGAUCAUGGCGCGUCCGACUUUAUGGUGAAGCCAGUGCGUACCCAUGAGCUCAAAAACAUAUGGCAACAUGUUCAAAGGUGGAGAAAUCCCAAAGCAAUAAGCCACAUCAGCGAUCAUGACAAUGAUGUCCAGAGAGUUCAACCAGCGACUACUGACAAGAGUAAGUACUCGGGGAAUAAGAGAAAUGUUGGAGAUGAUUCUAGCGAGAACAAUGAGGGCACGCAUAUAUCCGCCAUCCACAGAAAGCCCCGGAUGACAUGGACAAUUGCGCUGCAUAACAAGUUUCUAGAAGCUAUCAACCAGAUCGGCCUUGAUAGGGCUGUUCCAAAAAUGGUAUUGGAGCUGAUGAAUGUGGAUCACCUCAGUAGAGAGAAUAUUGCGAGUCAUCUACAGAAGUAUAGAUUGCACUUAAAAAGAGUUAAGUCAAAUCCCUCUAGUGAUGCAUAUGAAAGAUGGAACUCAUCGUACAACAUGAACAACAAGGGCAAUUUCAUGCAUAAUCACGAACAUGGAAGAUGGAGUGUGUCCUCUGGCGACACUGCCUCUUGGAGUACAAACAAGUAUGGUUCAACGGGUCACUUGGCUCCGCCGAUGAACAUCCAAAGCAACUUCUACACAGGGUCAUACCUCCAUGAUCGUAGAAUGCCAAAGUAUGUUGGGAAACUACCGUCAGAUGCGAGAAGAUUCACAGGUUUUGCUGACCCUCCCGUCAGCCUAUACGACAACAUACCCAAUGAGAUAAUGUCAGAUGAAUUUCCAUCAUUCAAUUAUAGUAAUUCCUAUGCUAACAUCAUGCAUGGCAAGAUAAUGGAGAUAAGCAAAGGCAAAACCCCUUCCAAUCUUCAAAGUUCAUUUGCAAACACAACAGUUGGUGGCGGGAGGUCUCUUGUUGCAUCACAGGUGAACUUCCCACAUAGCAACCAACUAGAGGGAUAUGCAGUGUCAUCUGGCCGGCUGCCUCUGCAAAAUGAAAAGGCACCAUUCAUAAGCAACACCACAUCAGUGGGAGGCUUCACUGAGCAGAUGGCACCAUUCAACAUGGCAAGCAACAUAAGCUCAGUAGGAACGAUGUUGAAUGGUAACUCUACACUUGAUGCAAGUAGAACUUCAACUAAUGAUACUCAUCUGGUCAAAAGUGAAAGAACUACUUCGAUGCUUCACACCCUUCAGACAGAUGAUUUCGUCUCAUUGACUCAGCUACAUGAUGGUGGGGAUGGAGCUAGCAUUGUUCCUAUGCAAGAAGGCACACUUAAUCAGCAACCUCUUAAUGAUCAUUUGAAUGAAAUCAGUGCCUUCUCAAUGGAUGAUAUAUUUUCCAACAUGCAUGUGGAAGAUUUCACUGGAGAUGAUGCUAUCGUGGAAGAAGCAUGA